AUGGCUGGUGCUAUGGCAUCAAGCAGCAGAAAAAGAAUGGCAGUAUCAGGUUUGCCUAGCGAUUGCUGGGAAUUGGUGAUAUCUAAACUCUUGAACGAGAUCGAUAUCGAUAACGUGGAGGAGCGUAAACAUUACUUAGAGACUCUAUCCCUUGUAUCCAAACAACUACUCUCCAUCACAAACACUUUUGUGUAUUCCUUCAAAUUAAUCAAUCCAUCAUCAUCUUUACCCAUCUCUCGCAUCUUCAACCGCUUCCCAAAUCUUACUUCCCUCGACCUCUCCACUUACCGUGGCCGUGCUGACCUCAACGCACUUAUCUCCCGAAUCCCCCCUCCUUCUUUUUCCCGCCUCACAUCCCUCAACCUCUCCAACAACCCCAUUAUCCCUACAUUAGGGUUACGAUCUAUUAUUCUCAAAAACAACAACAACACUAGUACUAGUAGCUUGACCUCUCUCAUUUGUUCCAAUAUUGCUUCUCUCAAAUUUACUGAUAUAACCUUCAUCGCGGAUUCCUUUCCGUUUCUCCAACAUUUGGACAUCAGUUUCCCCGGAGGAAGGGAAGGAAUAUCCGACGAUGACCACCACCCUGAGCCUGAGGACAAGGAUUAUAACAAUGCUCUAAAUCUUCUCGUUCAAAAGCUUUCCCAACUCCGCAGUAUUCAUCUCUCUGCUAAUUUUUACGUUAAGGAUUCAUGGUUUCUUCAACUCUGUAUCAACUGUCAGUUUCUGCAAGAGGUGGUUAUCUCCCAAUGCCCUUUCAUAACACAUGAUAACCCAUACUUCAUUCAUUCACUCACUAGUUUGAAGCGUUUAACUUGUAUUGAUUUGUCCUUUUCUUGCAUCACUAAUUUAUUGCUUAAGUCUAUAGCACGUGCACGCCUUCCUUUGACCAAACUUGUCCUCCAAGGUUGCUAUAAUUAUAACUAUUACGGCAUCCAUUGUCUCUUGUCCAAGUGUCCAUCUCUGCAGCAUCUUGAUCUUCAAGGUGCUAACUUUUUGAAUAAUAAGCUUUUCAAUAAGCUGUGUCUAUUUCUUGCUGGUUUGGUAUCUAUUAACGUCAGUAGCUGUCAGGGGCUCGGCAAUUCAUCCUUCUUUGCACUCCUUAGCAACUGUCCUUUGCUCACAGAGAUCAGAAUGGAGUCAACAAAUAUUGGAAUUGGUCCACCACCGUCUGUGGUUGAUUUGGCUGUAUACCCUCAACUCAAGUCUCUCCAUUUGGCUUGCAAUACACAUUUGCAAGACGAACAAGUCAACACCUUUGGUUUCAUGUUUCCUAGUAUGCAACUUAUUGAUUUGAGCUUUUGCAAGCGCAUAUCUGAUCAAUGUAUUGCUACACUCUUGAAGAGAUGUCGUAAGAUCAGGCAUUUGAAGUUAGCCUGCUUCCCACAAGUUAAGGUAUUUUCGAUCAACUUUGAAGUUUGCGGUUUGGAGGUGCUGAACUUGUCACACUCAAGAAUUGAUGAUAAAGAACUGUAUGAGAUCUCAAAGAUUUGCCCUCGGCUUCUGCAACUGGACCUAGAACAUUGUUAUGAUGUCACUGAGAAGGGAGUGCGGCUAGCCGUAGAAAACUGCACACGCCUCAAAGAGAUUAAUUUGCAAUAUUGUCAUAAAGUGUCUACUGAUAUUGUUUCCUGGAUGAUAUUUUCGAGGCCAUCAUUGAGAAAAAUAACCGCUCCACCUCAUUUUCGUCUCCGUGACUGUGAUAGGAAACUCCUCUCUGAGCGAUGUCUUAUUCUCUAG
Messenger RNA from Trifolium pratense (red clover), 1740 nucleotides. Its product is annotated as F-box/LRR-repeat protein 2-like. The transcript has a single exon. The record is from RefSeq and is a predicted model, not a curated record. Lineage: Eukaryota; Viridiplantae; Streptophyta; Magnoliopsida; Fabales; Fabaceae. Gene Ontology annotation, cellular component: SCF ubiquitin ligase complex. Bases 1 to 1740 code for a protein of 579 amino acids. Gene Ontology annotation, biological process: SCF-dependent proteasomal ubiquitin-dependent protein catabolic process.